AUGGCAACAUACCAGUAUCUGUUGGUGUACCUGUACCUGUUGGUGUUCCUGUUGGUGUACCUGUACCUGUUGGUGUACCUUUACCUGUUGGUGUUCCUGUUGGUGUACCUGUACCUGUUGGUGUUCCUGUUGGUGUACCUGUACCUGUUGGUGUUCCUGUUGGUGUACCUGUACCUGUUGGUGUUCCUGUUGGUGUACCUGUACCUGUUGGUGUUCCUGUUGGUGUACCUGUACCUGUUGGUGUACCUUUACCUGUUGGUGUUCCUGUUGGUGUACCUGUACCUGUUGGUGUUCCUGUUGGUGUACCUGUACCUGUUGGUGUUCCUGUUGGUGUACCUGUACCUGUUGGUGUACCUGUACCUGCUGGUGUACCUGUUGGUGAACCUGUUCCUGUUGGUGUUCCUGUUGUCUCUUUUUUAA
Messenger RNA from Tachysurus fulvidraco (yellow catfish), 420 nucleotides. RefSeq lists its product as uncharacterized. The transcript has 2 exons. The record is from RefSeq and is a predicted model, not a curated record. NCBI's taxonomy places the organism in Eukaryota, Metazoa, Chordata, Actinopteri, Siluriformes, Bagridae. Bases 1 to 420 code for a protein of 139 amino acids.